AUGCACAGUGAGUGUAGCACUGUCCUAACACUCUUCCCUUUAAAGUCUGCCACAGAAAGCUUUGCCAAAGUGAUCCAUGGCUUGAAAGUGGGACACCUGACGGAUCGCGUUAUUCAGAGGAGCAAGCGGAUGAUUCUGGAUACGCUGGGCGUUGGGUUCCUGGGCACCAGUACAGAAGUGUUUCACAAAGCCAACAAAUAUAGUCAAAUCUACAGCUCCAACAUGUCCAGCACAGUUUGGGGCCAGCCGACGUUGAGGCUCCCACCGACAUAUGCUGCUUUUGUUAAUGGUGUUGCUAUUCACUCAAUGGAUUUUGAUGACACGUGGCAUCCUGCCACUCAUCCUUCUGGAGCUGUCCUUCCUGUCCUCAUGGCUUUAUCAGAAGCCCUACCUCCAAGUCCAAAGUUUUCUGGCCUUGACCUGCUGCUUGCUUUCAAUAUUGGAAUUGAAGUGCAAGGCCGAUUAAUGAAUUUCUCCAAGGAAGCCAAAGACAUACCAAAAAGAUUCCAUCCCCCAUCAGUGGUAGGAACUUUGGGUAGUGCUGCUGCUGCAUCCAAGAUUUUAAGGCUCAGCAUGACAAAGUGCCAGGAAGCCUUGGCUAUUGCUGUUUCUCAUGCCGGAGCACCCAUGGCAAAUGCUGCCACUCAGAUCAAGCCUUUUCAUAUGGGCAAUGCUGCCAGGCAUGGGAUAGAAGCUGUUUUUCUGGCAAUGUUGGGUCUCCAAGGAAACAAGCAGGUCUUGGACAUACAGACUGGAUUUGGGGCAUUUUAUGGCAACUAUUCCCCAAAUGUCCUUCCAAACCUUGAUUCUUACACCUGGCUCCUAGACCAGCAGGAUGUGGCUUUCAAGAGUUUCCCUGCACAUUUGGCCACCCACUGGGUGGCAGAGGCAACUGCAUCUGUGAGAAGGCACCUUGUGACAGACAGAGUCAUGCUUCCCACGGACCACAUCGAGAGAAUUGUGCUCAGAAUUCCAGAUGUCCAGUAUGUCAACCGACCUUUCCCAGACUCAGAGCAUGAAGCCCGUCACUCUUUCCAGUAUGUGGCCUGUUCCAUGCUGCUUGAUGGUGACAUCACGGUUUCAUCAUUUCACAAACAACAGAUCAACAGGCCACAGGUGAAAGAGUUGCUUUGUAAGGUGGAGCUGGAACACCCUCAAGACAACCUGCCAAACUUCAACACACUAUACUGUGAGAUAAGUGUCACCCUCAAGGAUGGAGCCACCUUCAUGGAGCGCUCUGAUACCUUCUAUGGUCACUGGAGGAAGCCAUUGAGCCAGAAGGACCUAGAGGCCAAGUUCAGAGCCAAUGCCUCCAGGAUGCUGUCCUGUGAUACAGUAGAAAGACUUAUAAAGAUAGUAGACAACCUGGAAGGCCUAGAGGACUGUUCUGUGUUAACCACACUUCUGAAAGGACCCUCUCAAUCAGAGAUGGCUUCACAAUCAUGUAGCACUUAACAAUUCCAUAAUACAAUCUCCCCUGAGGUUUACCAAUAUCUAAAUGAUUUUAUAUUUGGGGAAAUUCAGUGAUUUGCCUUACAGAGCAAAGGUCUGAUCUUGGUUUGCCCAGAAAUAAACAUAGCAUGGUGGAGAGAGUUUAGACAGAACUGGGUAUGCAUGGAAAGAGUCUUGUCCUGUAAAUUUGCAAGACUGUUCCAAUUACCUAUAGCAAGAUAAUACAUAUGCAAGAAACACAGAGAAAUGGAUUUUAUAAGCAUUCACUAAGCUGAAUUUCAAGUCACCUGUGACUUG
This is a messenger RNA of Miniopterus natalensis, 1749 nucleotides long. It is a transcript of the gene ACOD1, whose product is annotated as aconitate decarboxylase 1. The record is from RefSeq and is a predicted model, not a curated record. Gene Ontology annotation, cellular component: mitochondrion. Gene Ontology annotation, biological process: defense response. Lineage: Eukaryota; Metazoa; Chordata; Mammalia; Chiroptera; Miniopteridae. Gene Ontology annotation, molecular function: aconitate decarboxylase activity.